Messenger RNA from Helobdella robusta, 2181 nucleotides. RefSeq lists its product as hypothetical. Bases 1 to 2181 code for a protein of 726 amino acids. Gene Ontology annotation, molecular function: calcium ion binding. The transcript is spliced from 7 exons. The record is from RefSeq and is a predicted model, not a curated record. Lineage: Eukaryota; Metazoa; Annelida; Clitellata; Rhynchobdellida; Glossiphoniidae.
AUGUUUGCAAACAACAUAGGUGCUAACAGCUUCUUGUUUACCGGUAACAAUUCAAAUCUCAUCACUAGCAAUCUUUCGCUGCUAUCUGGAAGUUUUACAACUGAAAAAGUAUCAACGACAAAAAACGAAACGAAAAAUGAGGUCAUUGAUCAGUUAAAACUUAGGUCAAGUUUUGUGGGGAUGAAACGUGGCUGCUUAAUGGAGCCUGACGUGUGUGAAGCUGCUUCCUCUUAUUGUUUUGGAGUCAAAUGCCACUGCAAGAGAGACAUUGACGAAUGCAGCUCCAAUGCCGCAAAGUGUGCGAAGAACGUUUCCAAGUGUGUCAACACGCCUGGAGAUUACACCUGCACCUGUUUCCCAGAGCAAGACAAACUUUCCGAUCUGAAGGUAAUUCAUCCUCCGUCUAAGAAAUCCACCUUGAAACAAAAACCUUCAAAAAUUUUUAAUAACAAAAAUAAAACAACUGUUAACAAAGGCAGAAGUAGUAAUAGUAGCAGCGGCAUUAACAGCAGCAGCAGUGGUAGCAACGGUGGCCAUAGAGUUGGAAUGAAACACAAAAUAAAUUCAAAAUAUAAAUUAACGAGAUCUGAAUUUAUGACUCAACGCGUACUCCUACCAAAAGACAAAAGACCCAUUGAGCCGCCGCGUAAAAUAAAAACACUCUACAACAUGCUGGAAGCCGCCAAACAAAAAGUAGCCGAUGAAAAGGCAGCCGAACUUGCAGUUUUAUUUGGCGUAAAAAAGACUGCUUCCACCAGAGCUGCAGGUGCAACUAGGACCAGCCACAGUUCGGCAACAAACACGUCCAGUGGUACGGUUCGAAGUAGCAUAAAAAAUAGCAGCGGUAAAAAUAGAUAUACCGGUCAAAGAAGUAGCGACAGUUUUGCCGUUAGUGGUGUCAGUAGUGGCAGUGGUGGCAGCAAUUACGUCAGUAGUAGCCCUAGCGACAUCAGCCUGGAUGACAACAGUAUCAAACAAACUGGUUAUCUAGCGAGUGGUAGUAGGGUCAAGAGGUUUAAUAAUUUGCGAAGAGGGAAAAAUAAUUUAAAACCUGAAAAUAUAGCAAUAGGUGACGUGAGCAGAAGUGUCAGCAACAUUUCUAGUGACGUAAAAAGCAGAAGUACAAGUAUUAAAGUUAAAAGUGAUCAAAAAGCCCUAAAGACCAGUGAUGUGCGACUACUCAAUGUUCAGUCCGGUAAAUUUAAUGAUGGGGAAACUAAAGAAAAUAAUAUCGGAAAUAAAUCAGUUCACAAACAGGAAAGUGGUAAAAAUUAUGGAAAGAAGCAAAACAACGGUGGUGGAUAUGGGGUUAAGGGACGUAGUCUUCAAACUUCUAUGAAAAAAGUUGAUAGCAGUGAUGACCAUCAUCACAGAUGUCUACUCAAGCCUAACAAGUGCAACGAGAAUAGUUCGAUAUGCGUUCUUGAUGGCUGCCAGUGUUUAGCAGGAUUCCGAGAGGUACCUGGCAACCUCUACGCCUGUGAAGACAUUGAUGAAUGUGCGGACGGCGAGAGCCUGUGUGACACACGCUUCUCCACAUGCCUCAACAUUCCGGUCUCACCAUGGUCAGUGCGGACAGUGAUGGGCAGUGUCUGUUUGGUCAUUUCAGUGCUGGCUCUCUUCAUUAUUCUUCUAAUUUUCGGUCUGAGGCUCAAACACGACAGCGAGAAGAGCGUCUACUCGAAGAAGUUUCGACUGAAGAAACUGAGAGAAGCCAAAGACAGGAAAGAAUUUCUAAAAAUCUUCAAAGAAAACUCCCUCCUAAUUUAUUACCAGGCCAGUCUCGGCUACAGGAGCGCCAGGAAAGUAGAGAAGGAGUUGGUGGAGAUGGUUAAAAUAAUGGAGGAGCGCAACAAGACGAACUUAAGCAGGUCCGAUCGCUAUCGAGAUGGGCGGGAAAAUGUUUCCAGACCAAAUCAAACCACAAAAUUAAAGACGGACGAUUAUAACAUCAAGGAAGAAGAGCAAAUCAAGUCGGUCAUCUGGCUGCUAGAGAAGAUGAAAAAAAUAAAUGAAAGAAAUUUAAAGAGGAAGAGAAGGAAGAAGAAGAGAUGGAGUGAUAGUGCUGGUCACGAUGCUGGUGGAGGUGAUGGUGAUGCUGGAAAUGAUGAUGAUGUUGAUGAUGAUGAAAGUGUGGUCCUACUGAAUGAACAUGAAGGGGGGAGAACAAACUAUCGCUGA